UAUAACCUCAACCCACUCACUGCUCUUCCAUCCGCUUCACUACUGCUUUACUCGCAUCUCACCUAAAACGAUCACACCAUGUCAACUCAUACUGACAGCUCCAACUAUGGCUACACGCCUUCCGUCGCUUGGUGCAGCGUCUUUAUCGCCCUCUUCUCCCUUUCGGGUCUCUUGCACAUAUACCAAGCUUGGCGUGCAAAGUACUGGGUCAUUUUCCCGACUCUAGUCAUCGGCGCAGCGGUCGAGGUCCUAGGUUGGAGUGGACGAUUGUGGUCAAGUCAGAAUGUGCUCCUGUUGACCCCAUUCUUGAUGCAAAUCUCGACACUCAUCCUCGCACCCUGCUUCUUCUCUGCUUGGGAUUACGUCCUCCUCGGCUCUGCCAUCGCCAAGCUCGGUCCUCAGUAUUCUCUCCUCCGACCCCGAUGGUACUUUAUCGUCUUCAUCACGGCCGAUCUCAUCUCCAUCGUCCUUCAAGCCGUCGGCGGAGGUCAAGCAUCGAGUUCAGCAGCUGAAGGUGCUCCCACUCAGAGUGCCACCGAUAUCAUGGUCGCUGGAAUCAUCUUUCAACUCAUCUCCAUGGUCGUCUUCGUCAGUCUAGGCUUGGACUUUAUCCUUCGAGCCACUCAGAAACGACCUUACGCCUUUCAAGCUCGCCGCAUCGCCGCUGAACAGUCGCGCGUGGGCAACAUUGAAGCUGGAACUGGAAACACCCUCGAGAGCUCUACUUCCAUGAGCCGAUCAGCCUCCGAUCAAAUCCUGCAGGAGAAACCUGCCCGUGCGAAUGAGCUCAACGGUACCGUCAGACAAUGGUGGAUUCUCCUUGGCGCCGCGCUCAUCUCGUCCGCCAUGAUCAUCUGUCGAGGUGUCUACCGAUCCAUCGAGCUCAAGCAGGGAUGGGAGGGAUACUUGAUCACUCACGAGAUUUAUCAGUCGCUUCUCGACGGUAUUCCCAUGCUUAUCGCCGUCGGAGUCUUCAACGUGAUUCACCCAAGUUACCUCCUUCCAAAGAAGCGAUCGUGGAAGAGUUACCAUUUGGAGGAGUAGAAAAGUUACAAAUGGAUUAAAAUGACCUUUCAAGUGAUAUAGAGCGAUUUGAACCUACGACCGCAACGUAAUGAAUAGACUGUACAUGUG
This is a messenger RNA of Kockovaella imperatae, 1134 nucleotides long. Its product is annotated as RTA-like protein. The record is from RefSeq and is a predicted model, not a curated record. Gene Ontology annotation, cellular component: plasma membrane; fungal-type vacuole. The coding region runs from base 79 to 1044 and encodes 321 amino acids. The transcript is spliced from 3 exons. Lineage: Eukaryota; Fungi; Basidiomycota; Tremellomycetes; Tremellales; Cuniculitremaceae.